AUGAUUAGUUGUAAACAUCCAAAACGAAAGUAUAUUAAUUCAAAUGGUGAAGGUGAAAUAUCAACAUGGGAUUUGGUUGAUGAUACCGGUGCUAUCAAUCUUGUUGCAUUCAAUUUAGAUUCAUAUAUAAUGUCGAAUAAACUAGUUGAAGGACAAGCUAAAAUAAUUCCAACAUCUGUCAUCUGCAAAUGGUUAAAAAUAAAAAAUAUUAAAGUUGAUUGGUUUAAUGGAUCACGUACACUUGUUAGUAUGGGAAACACCCGUUUAUCCAUUAUUUGA
Rotaria sp. Silwood1 is the source of this 279-nucleotide messenger RNA. Lineage: Eukaryota; Metazoa; Rotifera; Eurotatoria; Philodinida; Philodinidae. The record is from the annotation of a GenBank genome assembly.